UGAUACAGCCUCAGAACGUUGUCGGUCGUUUAGCGAAUUAUUUGUGUUUAUUUGUGUUGUGUUUACAUAUAUAUCAAGAUUCCAGAGUGAGUCAUCGAGAGCACACAGACGUGAGACAAAUCAAACGAGCAAUACACACAGAGUAGCAGUCCACAGUAGCAAUAUGAGGAGCAUAGUGUACGUGUUGACGCUUGCAGCGUUGGCAGCCGCCGCGCCCGCCCCACAACCUGCCGCGAACCCUGACCCCGCGCCACAGCCUGAUCCAGCCCUCGACUCGCAGCCUGAAAUCAUCGAAAUCAUAGCACCCGCUGCCAACGCACAGGAAACACUAGCUACUUUAAACCUGGGCGCGGCUGGAUCAGAACUCAGUGAAAGAAACAAACGGACCGUUGGCAUCCUAAGGCAACUUUUCCCACAACUCACACAGAUUAUCGAACAGAAGGUGCAGCAGAUCACGAGCACCGUGCUUAGGGUGUUUGGGCCUGUGUUCCUGAAGGCCUUCCUCGGCAACCGCAACAACGGGAAGACGAACGGUGGCGGCGGAACUGUCGAGAUCGACGAUGACGAUGAGGACGAUGAUGAUGACGAUGAUGUAUCAACUACAAUAGCACCAACGCGACGACGACGCGCGCUCUACUUUCCCCCGCCGAACUCCAUCGCUGAGGACAAUCAACUGCUAUCAGGUGCAGAGUCCCAGCAAGCAGAAGUUCGCGUCGCCUUUGGAGACCAACAAGCAGCCUCUGAUCAGCAACCCGCAGCAGCCGGAGACCAACAAACCGCUGCUCAGACUAAUUCUGCCACCAUUGAUGAAAUCACACUUGAUGAUGCUGACGACAGCGAAGAAAACAGGAAUAAGAGGUUCUUGAGCUUCGGAGGAGGUGCCUCAUCAUCUGGUGGAGGUUCAGGCAACUUCCUCUUCGACGUCGUCAGACUGGUAGCGGGAUCGUCGUCAGGCGCUUCAUCAUCAGGAGGAGAGGCGGAAGGCGAAGAUGGCGCGAAAGGUGAUGGUUUAACCGAGGGAGUCCCCGGUCCAAUCACACGUCUUUUCAUCAUCGCCAAUCGCGGUGUUGCCAAUCUCAUCCAGGACCUCAUUCUCCGUAUCGCGCAAACUUCCGAGCGGAUAGUCAAUUUCAAGGCAAGACUCAUCACCUCCAUCAUCUAAGCGACUCCAACUUAGAAAAAUUGCCUCCACGGUCGGAUCUCUCUCUGAAUAGUUUUUACAGAGACAUUCCAGACAUAUACGAAUUCGUUAUAUCGGUACAAAUCUUCAAUUUUUUUUAUUUUUAUAACACACCUAUUCGGUUGGAGAUCUGACCGGCUGGGCCAACUCAGUGUGACAGCCGUAGAAACUCAGCCGAUAGUGAAUUCAGUUCCUCAACUUUCCACCUGACUAAACAUAAAAAUGUAAAACUCAGUAGAACUUAUAACCAUGUGUGUUUUGCUUUGUUAUUUAAGUUAUAUAUGUUGCGGUGCGCGGUUAAGCUUGCUUUAGUUACAUAAGGGAAUAAGUUCUACUUUGUAUGAGCUUGCAACGAGUUCAGAUAUUUAUGUAACUACGGAAAGUGAAUGGACUGGAUACUUUAAUGUGAAAUAUAGUGGGUUACGAGAGCACUGCAGAUUAUUUAGUUAAUAAUAAUAAUCGCUAGUGAGUACCUACCUUGGUCUAGUUGGCUACAGGGAUACUGUAUAUUUAGAACCUCAUGUGAUAUUAUAAUAUCGAAUACUAAAUUUUUUGACGACUGUCUCAAACUGUUUUAAGACUGUGCAUUAAAAAGUAUUUUCAAAAGUGCAACUGUAUUGGUUAUAUAAAUUUGAUAUAUAAAUAAAAUAUACUUUCAGCUACACCAUGUCAUCAUGUAUUUAAUUAUGGGUGCAUUACCCAUUGCUACUGUGCGAACAAAGUUUUGACGCUUAAACAUUGUAUACCUACAUUGCCGGACACACAUAAGUUUUUCCUAGAAUAUUAUAACAUAGUGUUACUUAUUACAGUGGUUAUAGUUUGUCGGUCUGUGAUUAGCUGAGCGUAUCCGCGGCUCUCGCCUAGUGAAGCCUAGUAUAGAUGAUAGGUAUUAUUAAUGUUAUAGAUAAGUAGGUCGGGGGCGGCCGUGCCGUCUUGCUCAAGCUUUUUAUAAUACGUGACAUUUUUGAUUCGUUUUUACCUUUGUAAAUAUGUAUUAUAGCAGAAAUAAAUUUUGUGUAAAAUAAAUGAAGACCUAGGUCAUAGAUA
Molecule: messenger RNA, 2227 nt
Organism: Pieris brassicae (large cabbage white)
Lineage: Eukaryota; Metazoa; Arthropoda; Insecta; Lepidoptera; Pieridae
Exons: 7
Coding region: 164-1162 (332 amino acids)
Source: RefSeq, a predicted model, not a curated record